Messenger RNA from Meleagris gallopavo (turkey), 13388 nucleotides. The record is from RefSeq and is a predicted model, not a curated record. Lineage: Eukaryota; Metazoa; Chordata; Aves; Galliformes; Phasianidae.
UAUCUAUUUAGCUCAGUCUGGCUCCAUUGUGCCUGGUCAUGGUUUUGUCUAGGUAGCAUAGGAUAGCGAUUUAUUCUGGUUACUCUCAUUGAACUUGACAUUAAUCUGCAAGUUCAAUUUCUGACUUCUUUCUGAUCUGCUUCAUCGCUAUGAUCUGAACUUCUAGUUGAAGCUGGUUGUGGUUAGGCUUGUCCUGUUCACCUCAUGGUACCCUGAGGGAUGGCUUCUUGUCCAGCCAAGUUAUUGCCCAAAAAUGUAAAAGCACCUGGCCUGGUGUUCUUUGGCUUGCUCCUACUUGAUUUUAAGUGGGUCUAGCUGGCCUUUUUCACAGGUCUGACUCUGCUUCUGGGUUUUAUUCUUAUGUUACUUUUCCUAGCUGUUUUUGUAAUGCACCUAAGCUUAGAAAUUGCUUUCUCAGUGGAAUUUUGAUCAACAACUAAGCUAUAUUUUGAAGUAAAAAUACUCAAUAAUUUUCAGAGAAGCUAAAAGCCUCUUUUAGUAUCUCUGAUGGGAGAUAUUUAAUGUGUCUUUUCUACUGCAUUCUUGUUACCAAGGUCUUGUUCCUCUCUGAAAUACUCUGGCCAUGCAUGCUCUUCCUGAUUUUGGCUGCAAUUCGCUUCCAAGAGCCCCCGAAACACAAGGAAAACUGUUAUUUAGAAGCUCGGGAUUUGCCAAGUCAGGGCCUUUAUCCUUUCGUGCGGUCUCUUUUCUGUAAUGUUGGCUCAAGAUGCAGGAAUACCAGUUACUCAACACAGAAAUACAAGCGCCUACGUACUUCAGGUAUUGAAAGUGGUUCAGAAAGUUUCACAGGACCUGACUUAGCCUUUAUGAAAGAGAUACAAGAACUUGUAAAGGGAUUUACUGAGACCACAGAGAAAACCAUGGCUUUAGAAAAACUGUGGGAAGAAAGCUCAAAGUUCUCAGGGCUUCAUAACGGCACCACUUUUCUUACUAUGGAUUUGAAUGAAGCAGAAGAAAUCAUUUCUAAAAUAGAAAACCUGUACAAACAGCCAUCUUUCUGGAACCUUUUACAUUCUCUCCCUCGCCUUGAAUCAAAGAACUUAUAUACAGAGGAUGGAUUAGCUGCCAUAGAACAGUUUCUGGAAGUUGUUAAAAAUACCUUAGUAUCAUUGAAAGAUUUAGCUGUGGUGCCACUGGGACAGACUUUCCAAGAAGUGGUGAAAAUCACUCUAAAUUUGACUGCUGCAUCAGUACAGGAGAGAAGCUUGGAGGGUUUUCAGUAUAAUCUUUCUCUAGAGGAUAUCUUGUGGAAUCCACGUGCUGUCAGAGAGGAACUUGAAUCCAGAUUUGGUUUUGAUGAUCUUCGUGUUAAGAAACUUCUAAGUUAUACAACACAAUUAACAAAAAUUCCCACAGAAGAAACAGUGGAGCAGUUUGUGUGCUCUGCUCUGUCCAGUGUACCAGGAUAUGAAGCAAACAAAGAGAAUAAUGAAGAAAGCUGUAUUUCCACAUGGCAAGAGGCCAAACUGUAUCUCAUCCAUGCUGUCAGCAAGCUCAGACUCUAUGCACAGGUAUUCGAGCAGUGGUUCAGUAGCAGCCACUCUCAGAAUCUUCUUUCAGAACUUGAAAGAAUCAUGUCUGAUUUAAUGUCGCAGCUGCAAGAAGAAAAAGAGGCCAGGAAAAUUAUCUCAGAAAUAAGUACCCUGAUCCAGCAAUGGGAUAAGAAAUCACAAGCUUAUUUUUCAGAAGAAUAUACUGCACCUCAUUAUCUAAUCCUAUAUCUGAAGAAGAUGCAGGCUGUGCUGCAGGCUGUGCCUCAGUGGUCUGUUGCGAAGAGAUUACGUCUGGUAGACGGAGCUCUGAGGAACGUAGUAUCGCAGUAUUUAAACUUCACUGACGAAGCUUUACAUAGGCUGGAGAAAAUGAUUUCCUUUACCCAAAGAAAUGAAUCUGUUCAUCUGGACAUCAAAAAGCUUUUUGUGGAGCUAAAACAGAUGUUGAUGAGCAACUCUUCCUAUGUCUGUGCUGACGUGCUUACAAUAUUUGGGAAGGCCCUCAGGCAUCCAAAGAUUUCUGAUACCACUGAUAAUUUAGCCAUAUAUAUGUGCACUGGCAAUGACUCAGAGGUGGCUUUCAAGCAAAGCAACCAGCUCCAGUCACUAAGGGAAGCUGUCCUGCUUCUGCAGAAAGUAACUCAGGGACAACAGAACCUGCCAGAUUCAAUAGUGGAUGAUUAUUUGGGAUGGCAAGAAAUAGAAGAAGAGUUAGCUGAAAAUUAUGCUUAUUACUGUGAAACUGAUCCAUUGCUGAGUGCAGAGGAGGAUGUCCAUUUCAGCUCGUGUGAGGAACAGCUUCUCUUCUCACUAAACAGUCUUAAUAGAAGCAUGCAAUUGCUCAAAAAUAUCCUAACAGAUUGGCAAGAUUUAAAUAGUCCUACUCUGAACCAUCUAAAAUACUUAAGUGAAAACUUUCUAAGGAAUCUCUAUGAGAUUGCAUCAUUGGCUGACAGUCAUGUCAAUGCAUCUUUCAGCAUCGGUCAUGCUGAAAAUACCUCCUUUUCAUUACUGUCAAAUGCAACUUUUAUAUAUAAAGUACAAGAGUUAGGCAAAAUUGUUCCCAAUUUCUUUAAAGACAUUCAAAAAUUAAACAGUAGUAGUGUAGACUCGCUUCUUCAGAUACUUUUCUCUUUGUAUCAGAACGCUGAUUUGCUCUUAAAUGCUGAGAGCAAUAACACUUUGAUGUUUCUUUAUAACACCUCAAAAGAGAUUUCAUCCUUUCAAACAUGGAAUGAUUUCCGAGAUAUGGACCGAGUUUCUGAUUUUCUAUCUGAAACUUUUGAUCUUCUCUGGAACUUUACCUGUAAGUCACUCUGUGAAAAAUUACUGACCUUUUACAAUUACACAGAAUUUCAGGCCUGGUCUUUUGUACAAGAAGGCAAAAAAGAAUUGCAAAUUGUCUAUAAUAUUCUGAGCAGCCUUAAAACCGUAUUUUUAGAUGAAGACCUUGAAGCAGCUGCCUUUUGUUAUUUGGAACAAUUUUUUGACAUCUCCCCAGAAUGCCUUGUAAAUAAUGGAUGCAUUGACUUCUAUGUAUCAAACAUCACUUCUGUAAAUGAUUCAGCAGAGGUUUACAAUCUCCUUCUGCUUCCAUUGGACAGUGUUUUGUAUAAUAUAACAAAACUGGAAGAUAAGGCAAGUGUAUCUUCUGCUUUGCAUUGCACUUUUACGUGGCUUCAAAUCUGGACAGAGAUUUUUGAAGAAACAUCCAAAAUAUUAAAAUUGAAUUCAACCUUUUUUGUCUAUCUAAGAAAUGAUUUGAGAAACCUCUCUGAAAGCGUUUUAAAUACAACUCAUACUGAACUGUGCAAUAAAACAACUAUGGCUAUUGUUGAAGCUACGUCAGCAAUGAAUCUGUUGAAAAUGAUAGUUGAAGGUGGUGAUUCAAGUGACUGGAAAGAUUUUGAAACUUACCUUUCUGUAAUUGAAAAUGUUUUUGAAAAUGCAAUUGAUGAUGCAAGUUCACUUAAAGGUAACAGUUCAGAUGACGUUUUAGAAAUGACUGAAGUUGUGAUAACUGAAUUGCAGCAAUCUAUACUAAAGGUUGUUAAUAGAGACUUUUUGAAUUCUUCACUUAAUACGUUCAUGUCAGGAGGACCUGAGGGAGAAAGAAGUUCCAGUGAGUUUUCCAUUGGGAAUUCACUUUCUAUUAUUCUCAAACUCUCCCCAAAGGAACUUGGAUUUGUUCUUGCUGAGAUAAAGGAUACUGCUGCUUUCUUAACAUAUGCACCUCUAGAUAAAUAUUUGGUUUGUGCUAGCGUUUUACAGAAUAUUACAAAAUUCAUUUUUGACAGUACUCUGCAAAACAUGAACUAUUCACAAGUGAAUUUUUCAUCCUAUAUUCAUUCCUUCCUCAAACCUUACAGUGUAAUAGAAGGAGUAGAGAAUUGUGAUGGGUGGAUCCAUGGACUUCAUUAUCUCAGUGAAAAAUACAAGUCACCUUCUCGCCUUGAAAAUGCAAAACAUAUUUUAUUUCUACUGAAAUCUUUGGGAAACACUGAGACAAAUGCUAAGCUAAAAAACAUUGUAGACUUCCUUAAUUUGAUUUUCAAUUUUAUGAUCCCUGAGUGCUCUGUAACUGGUUAUGAUGUGAUUUGUGUAAACGUUUAUUUCAAUAUUAUAGGAAGAGCUUUAGAAGUCGUUCUCCCUGAAUUUAAUGUACAAAAUGACACUAAUGUGCUUGAAUAUAUUUUUACACUCUUAAAUAAUUCUGGAGGACUAGUACAAAUGGCUGUGAAUAACUUAAUGGGUCACUCACAAAAUACAUCAAAUGAUACCCAUUUCAAUCACUCAGUCCAUGGAUCUAACAGCACUUUAGGGACCUUCCUUAAUCCCUUCCACAGUGUUUGGCUUUCUUCAAUAGAACUUUUGUCAGAAAUUCAACAUCUUCUUGAAAACAAAACUUCUGAAAUGCAGGAAAGCAGCUCCUCUUUCUUUGAUGAGAAAAAUAUCAGUUUGUUGAUGGAGAUCUUUCAACCUGUGCUUAGUAAACUUAAUAAAUUCAAUUCAAAUUUGCCUCAUGAAUUGCAGGGUAACUACAAUACAUUUCUCAAGAGACUGACAGAAAAAGCAGCUGUGAAUGGUAAAUUGGUAGGAAAGACACUCAAAAUUUUCAAGUCUUCUAGUCUUACUAGUUUUCCAAUAAGAAAUGGUAGAGAGUUUCUAGAGCACAUGCUAACCUUAGUGCAAAAUCUGAAGAACAUGGAUAUUGAGUUCUUGAUAGGUCAAUUCAAACAAGUCCAGAUGAGCUUGGACAAUUUCUUUAAAAAUAUCAAACUUCUACAUAGGAAGAGUUCUGAUUUAAGAAUGCUAAUAGACUGGUGGGAUGCAUUUGAGAACAGUUCGUGUAAUUGGAACCUGACUGGUUUAUGGCACAUCACACAACUUUUUCAAGAGGAUCUCUCUGAUGUAGAAGAGAUAUUCCAUCUUCUCCUUGAUGUCAUCAGUGUUAUGGAAAGUCUAGCUCAUGGGAACAUCACAGAAGUACUAGCUGAUGUGUAUACUUUUGCAUUGACUCAAGAAGCAAAAAUGUCAAUGUUUACUAAAGAAGAAAUCUCUAAUCAAGUAGAAAGUCUACUAAUGUUAUUAGAGAUGCUGACAGAUGUGCCUGAUGAACCUGCAGAGGCCUCAAUUUGUUUUUCUGCAGAAUUCUGCUGGAUUUUCAAAAUGGUAACAACUCAGAGUGAUCCCACUUCCAAACCUUGUGACUUUAUGCAAAGUAAUUUUCCUCUGAAUCGCAAUGCAGUCUUACACAUCGUCAAAGAACUGAAACUUGUUACUCUGAAUGACAGUUUCUUGUGCGCUAUGGAAGACUUUCAGACUGAUAUUACUCACAAUCUCACUUGCUUUAUUCAUCAGAUUAAAGAAUGGAACUCUAUUCUUUUGAAGUUUUCUGAGCUGCAUCAUAUAAACGGUUCGCUUCUUAAAGAAUUGCUAGCUUUUUGGAAUGAGCUAUACCUCUAUGCUGAACCUCUGCAGGCAAAUAAUACAAACUCAACUAUCAACUGUUCCUCCACGUCAAAGAGAAAAGUGGCUUUACAAAUCAUAGAAACUCUGAGUAGCAUGCCAACAGCAGAAAUGGAGAUGUCUGAAUAUGUUCUUGAACAGCUGAAUGAUCUUUAUGGUGGCUUAAGCUGGAGCAGUCACUCAAGAAUAUCACUUAUAGAGACUGUUUUUCCUUAUGUCAAGAACAUGACAACUGAAGUUUCUGGACUUUUGGAUACAGAAGCUGUCCAUUCUUUUCUUUCUGUAAUUCAACUUUUCAUGACUUUGUCUUCUGCUGAAAACCAAGCUUACUCAAUACUCAUGGCAUUAUCGUCUUUAAAUGGAAACAACAAUAUAUCUGAUAACAUUGAGAACUUCUGGUUUCCUGUAGUUAAAAGUAUAGAAGAUUUGUUGUUGAAUUUUAAUGUGAGAGAAUCACUUACAGUAAUAGACCAAGAGUUUCAGCUAUUAAGGUUAGCCACUGGACAGUCCUCUUCAGUGACUUCUGAUAUGUUAAUACAGCAGUUUAAUACAUCAUCUGUAGAGGCUGUGUUAAGAAAACUUGAAGACAUACAAGAGAUUAUGAACAGCUUUCUGUGUGAGUGUAAUAAUCAAAAUUAUUCUAAAGUGAUGCAACCUCUGGUCCAUCUUAUGGCUAAUGAAAAAUCAUCAGAUCUACUGCUGGUUGUUAAAGAUAUUAUUGACUUUCUGGAACUAUUCCAAAAUAAAUCUAAAGAAGAUUACACCGGUAUGUUGUUUGUUGAUGAUCAUCUUAGCAGAGAAAUAUUGAAUACUAUUUACAUUGCUAAUUCAGUUUUUCAAAACUUUCUUUUUCAUAUGAUUGCUGACCUUGCUGUUACAAAAGAAGCUCUGCAUGCAAACAGUACUGAGCUUCAGAUAGUUGACUUCAUUGAUUCAUUUUUUGAUUAUGCACAAUACGAAAAUGUUUCUACUCUGUCACAAAACAGAACUCUGGAGAUCAUGCAAGAAUUGUUGCAAAUUACAUUUGCAUAUUUCACAGAACAUAACAGGAAUAAAAUAACUUUAGUAAAGGAUUUGAGACUGAUUGAAAAUUGGGAGAUAUGGUUGUCAGAAAAUCCUGUGGCAGCUUUUCUCAGCAAUUUUAAUCUUUUAAAUGAUAUGAAAGUCAAAGAUUAUGUGCAGAAUAUUACUAAAUUGAGGCUGGACAUUCUUUCUUCCGUCAACAUUUCUGAAGAAACUAUCAGUAGCAUCUUGGAAGCUAGUAUCUCUUUUUCAAAGGUUUUUUACAGUGCCUUUGUGGUAACCUUCACUCAAAGAUGUGAUGAAGAAGUACUUAGCCUGUUGCUCAAGCUAUCUGAAAAGAGCAAUACCUCCCUGGCAGUGGAAGAAUUAUGUUCUUUACCAGCACUGGAUUUGUACACCACAUUUGUACUGAUUAUACAGAAUUUGAACUUACGUCAUAUAAUUUACACGAAUAAGAUACCAUCUGAGAUGAGCAAUGUACUAAGCACAUUACUGGAGGUGGUCUCUAGUAUCAGCUCUCUUCUUAAUAAAGUCCAGCAUGUAAUGGAAAACCUCCCAGUGUUCCUUCAAGCAAUUCAAAACAUUGGUAUGUUUGACAUCUCUGCACUGCAACAGUUCUUGCAAGGUGGACAGUUCAGAAGUUCAGCUGUUGGAUCGCUUGAGUCUGUAAUCAAGGCAGUAUGUAAAGAAGAAUCUCCAUUUUUCAGCAAUGCAAACCUAUUCGUUGAUAUGCCCAGAAUCACGGGGCUCUUAGAGGACAAUAUGGGAAAAUACGGGAUUCCUGAAGAUUCAACUCCUUUUUGUCUAAAGCUUUAUCAGGAGAUUUUACAAUCUUCAAAUGGGGCUUUGGUAUGGACUUUCCUGAAACCUUUAUUACAUGGGAAGAUACUGUACAAUUCAAACAUCAGCAUGAUUGACCUGGUUAUAGAGAAGGCUAAUUUCACUUUUGGUUUUGUGGAAAACUUGAAGACUUAUUCUCAAACAUGGCUAAGGAUGUCUGAAGUUUUUAAAAACCGUGGAAAUGUCCUCAUGGUCUCACGGCUGCAGGAAACACUGCAAAACAAUUUUGUGAAGCACUUUGUGGAAAGUAACCUGGAUAUUGACCUGGAAAAACUCUUUAAAAAAAUGCAAGUAUAUGAAAUUAUGAUGGGCAAGACGCUUAACAGCUCAGCCAGUAGACAAAUUGACCUGUUGUCACAGCUCAUAGUAAAUAUCUCUUCUUGUGUAUUACUGGAUCGUUUCCAGCCUUUUGAGUCUGUUGAUAAAUUGGAGGAGAAAGCUCAUGAACUCAUGCAGCACAAUAAUUUUUUGGCUAGUAUCAUCUUCAGUGCAUCCAGAAACAAGACUCCAGAUUCCAGCAAUCUCCUUACACAGCACAUUUCAUAUACAAUUAGAACCAGCAUUCUCCAUAGCAUGAGAACGGACUUGAUUAAAAACCCAGCAUGGAAAUCUCACCCCCAGAAGCUGCCAUCUGAUGGGUUUAAAUACAAUCAUAUCUUUAUUCCUCUUCAAGACAUGAUUGAAAGGGCAAUAAUUUCAGCACAGACUGGAUUAGAUAUCUCAGAGCCAGCAAUUCAGGUGCAAGCCAUGCCUUAUCCUUGUCAUACCAGUGAUCUGUAAGUAAACUUUGUACUUCUUAAUUCAGUUAUGUUUUUUUUCCCACUUAUGAUGAUGUUAACAUGGAUGGUUUCUGUUGCUAGUAUGGUUCGCAAGCUGGUUUAUGAAAGAGAAAUUCAUCUCGAAGAGUAUAUGAAGACAAUGGGAGUACAUCCAGCCGUUCACUUCUUCGCUUGGUUUCUGGAGAAUUUAAUUGUGCUAACAAUAAGCAGCUGUGCAUUGGCUGUCAUUUUAAAAGCGAGUGGUAUCUUUGCUUAUAGCAAUGGUUUCCUCAUCUUCCUUUUUCUCCUGGAUUUUGGAGUGACAGUUAUUAUGUUAAGCUAUUUUCUGGGAGUUUUUUUUAGCAGCGCCAAUACUGCAGCUCUGUGUGCCAGCCUUCUGUAUAUGAUCAGUUUUUUACCCUACAUAGUUUUGUUGGUCUUGCAGAACCAGUUGAGUUUUACCAAGCAGAUUAUGAUGUGUCUUCUCUCUACAACAGCCUUUGGGCAAGGAGUGUUUUUCAUUACAUUCUUUGAGGGCCAAGAAAUAGGAAUUCAGUGGAAUAACAUGUACCAGCCAAUGGUGAAAGGAGGAUACAUGACCUUUGGAUGUACCUGCUGGAUGAUGUUCUUCGACUCCAUUUUGUAUUCUGUAGGUGGCUGGUAUUUCAGCAAUAUUAUUCUAGGAAAAAAUGGACUAAGGAACUGUUGGUACUUUCCCUUUACUGUUUCCUAUUGGAAGAACCUGUGUGGUUUAGAGAGGAUGAGAAAACAUUAUCUGAAUUCUAACAUGUUUUUCUUCAAUGAAAACUUCAAAGAGAAAGACUUAGCACCUCCAGGCUGGAAAGGGACUUGCACAGAAGGAGCCACCAUUGGUGCCGUGUUGCUGUCUCUCACCAAAAAGCACAUGGAUAACCACAAGGCUGCUGUUAAAGACCUCAGCCUCACUUUCCAUAAAGGCCAAAUAACAGCACUCUUGGGACCUAAUGGAGCUGGUAAAACAACAGUUAUAUCACUGUUGACUGGUCUGUACCCACCCAGCUCUGGUACCAUUCUUAUCAAUGGAAAGGACAUACGAACUGACCUGGCUGCCAUCAGGACAGAGCUGGGUGUUUGUCCACAGUAUGAUGUUCUGUUCAACAUACUAACAGUACGAGAGCAUCUGCUCCUUUAUGGAUCAGUGAAGGCACCUCGCUGGACAAAUGAACAGUUGAAUCAGCAAGUCAGUGGAGCUCUGGAAGAUGUGGAUUUAUCCCAGCACCAGUACAAACAUGUUGGAGCCCUUUCUGGGGGAAUGAAAAGGAGACUGUCAGUUGCCAUUUCCUUUAUUGGAAACUCAAAGACUGUUGUUCUAGAUGAGCCCACCAGUGGAGUAGAUCCAUGUUCCCGCCGUAGCAUUUGGGAUGUUAUAUUGAAGUACAAAGCUGGUUGCACACUGAUCUUUACUACUCACCAUCUUGAUGAGGCAGAGGUGCUCAGUGAUCGAAUUGCCAUUCUGCAACAGGGCCAACUGAGGUGCUACGGUUCUCCUUCUUAUCUGAGAGAAACAUAUGGCCAGGGACACAGUCUAACGCUCAUAAAAAAGCCCUCUGCGUUUGAAAUCCAGGAUCCUAAGCAUGUUGUCCGGGUCACAUCAUUUAUACAGACUCACAUUCCAGAAGCUUUCUUGAAAGAGAACAGUGGGACUGAACUAACCUAUGUGAUUCCAGAAAGGGCAGAUAAGACAUCUUUUAAAGGUCUUUUCCAGGCUUUAGAUCAAAGCCUUCAUCAUUUACACGUUACUGGCUAUGGCAUUUCUGACACCACUUUGGAAGAGGUAUUUCUGAAGCUACUGCAAGACUCGGAGAAGAUGCCAUUUGUUCCACAAGGUGCACAUCUGAACAAUGCGAAAGAUGCUGAAUCAGCCUAUAUCUCACUUAUGGAUGCCUCACGUGUGUGUGGAACUAAUCUCAUUCUUGCACAAAUUGUUGCCCUUCUACUGAAGAGGUUUCACCACUUCAGGCGAGACUGGAGAGGAAGUCUGUCAAAUGUGCUUCUGCCAGUCCUCUUUGUUGCACUGGCAAUGGCCUUGUUCAGUGUGAAGCCUCUGGCUGUUGAUUAUCCUUCUCUCAAGCUGACACCAAGACUUUACAAGAAUGCAGAAUCCUUCUUUAGAAAAAAUAAUUCAUGCUGGCAGAUGGAAUCAGAUUCAUUCCUGGAUUCAUGUGGAUGCACGUCUGCAAAGGAGAUGUGUCCAAGUUUCAAUACCUCUAUUCCCUAUGUGAAAAAUAAGAGAGGAAAUAUUUUAUACAAUCUCUCAGGGUUGACUGUGGAAGAAUAUUUAGUGAGACCUUCCAACAAAGAAAGAUAUGGUGGUUGGUCUUUUGGUGGGAAGAAAGCUUCUCAAUAUCAAGAACAAAAAUGGAAUAGUAUCAAAUCUAAGCCUCUGGUUAAGGUGUGGUAUAACCAAAAAGGUUUCCAUUCACUGCCAUCCUACCUAAAUGAACUCAAUAACUUCAUUCUGUGGCUGAAUUUGCCCCCAACUGUGGAUUGGAGACAGUAUGGGAUCACACUCUACAGCCAACCAUACGGAGGAGCCUUGCUGGAUGAGGACAAAAUAAUGGAAAAUGUUCGUCAGUGUGGGGUAGCACUCUGUAUCAUGCUGGGUUUCUCCAUCUUCACCGCAUCCAUUGGCAGUGCCAUAGUGAAAGACAGAGUAUCUGGUACAAAACGGUUGCAACACAUCACUGGCCUGGGUUACAAAACGUACUGGUUUGCUAAUUUCUGCUGUGAUAUGCUGUUUUAUAUGCUUCCUGUCACCCUGUGUGUUGGUGUUAUUACUGCUUUCCAGCUAUCAGCCUUCACUUUCCGAAACAAUUUGGCAGCCACUGUUAUCCUGCUGGUUCUCUUUGGAUAUGCAACUUUACCAUGGAUGUAUCUUGUAUCCAGAUUCUUCUCAAGUUCAGAUGUAGCUUUUAUUUCUUACAUCUCCUUAAACUUUGUGUUUGGCCUUUGUACCAUGCUGGUGACUCUGCUACCUCGUUUGUUAGCUAUAAUUUCCAAAGUCCAGAGUUUUCAGUACAUCUACAAGAUCCUCAAAUGGGUAUUUAUCAUAUUCCCACAAUUCUGCUUAGGCCAAGGUUUAAUAGAACUUUCAUACAACCAGAUCAAAUUUGACCUAACCAGCAACUUUGGAAUAGAUUCGUAUGUAAGCCCUUUUGAAAUGAAUUUUCUGGGCUGGAUUUUUGUGGAAAUGGCCCUACAGGGAACAGUUCUUCUUCUUUUACGGCUGUUUUUCCAUUGGGAUCUCCUCCAGAAACCAAGGGGUCAGCAUUCAGUUAACAACAUGGUCAACCCAUCAGAAGAUAUUGAUGUAGAAAUGGAGCGACAGCGACUUUUUGGGGGAAGAACUGGUAAUGAUGUCCUUCUUCUGUACAAUCUCAGGAAGUGUUACGGAGGUUUCAAUAAGAAGAACGCAGCUGUGGAAAACAUAAGCUUGGGAAUAACAAAGGGAGAGUGCUUUGGACUCCUGGGAACAAAUGGAGCUGGGAAAAGCACAACGUUUAAGAUGCUGACUGGAGAUAUUGUUCCAUCUGCAGGGCGUGCUGUUAUCCGAACUCCUACAGGCUCUGAAAUGGAUAUACUGUCAGCAAGCUCUGAAGGCACUCUUAUCGGCUACUGUCCGCAGCAAGAUGCACUGGAUGAACUUUUAACGGGUUGGGAACACCUUUAUUAUUACUGCACACUGCGUGGAAUUCCAAAACAACAUAUUUGUAAGGUAGCAGAGGACCUUGUUAACCGGUUGCAACUCAAUGCUCAUGCUGACAAACUGGUGAGAACGUACAGUGCUGGCACAAAAAGAAAGCUCUCUGCUGCUCUGGCUCUAGUUGGUAAACCACAAAUACUUCUACUGGAUGAGCCAAGUUCUGGGAUGGAUCCUUGCUCUAAACGCUACCUGUGGAAAACCAUCUUGAAAGAAGUUCAGGAUGGCUGUGCAGCUGUGCUGACAUCCCAUAGUAUGGAAGAAUGUGAAGCCCUCUGCACGCGACUUGCUAUUAUGGUGAAUGGAAGCUUCAAGUGUCUUGGUUCUCCCCAGCACAUUAAAAACAGGUUUGGCGAUGGCUAUUCUGUCAAAGUUUGGCUUAGCAAAGAAAUAAGCCAUCGAAGAAUGAUUUUGGACUGUCUAAAACUGCAUUUUCCUGGAGCACAAUUUAAGGGACAACAUCUUAACCUGUUUGAGUACCAUGUACCACGAAGUGAGGGAUGCCUAGCUGAGCUCUUCAGAGUCCUAGAGAACUACAAAGCUUUUCUCCAAAUCAAACACUAUUCCAUUAGCCAAACUACACUGGAGCAGGUAUUCAUUAAUUUUGCUACACAGCAGCAAGGAAUCUCACAUUCUUCACAAGAAUCUCCCACUGUUCGUCAAGACCACCUGCCAGUUUAGGAUCAGAACAGGAUACAGUUUCAACAGCAUGUGUGCAUGUGUGUGUUUGUGCAUAUAUAAAUACACACUUUAUAUGCAAUGAAAAUUUUCAGCUGUUAACAGUUCGUGAUGAGUGAGAAGCAUGUAGGAGGAGCAGAGGUGAGUUGACAUUUGUAGGCCAAAAGGAAUGUUAUCAGUUCUCAGUAAUACAAGAGAGUAGUGACCUUCCAACAAAAACUCUGCCAGAAAGUAAUGUCUUGAAACUAACUGCAAUUUUAUAAUAAAAAGGGCCAAAUUAAUGCAGCUUUGCAUAACAUAAAAAGACUGGUUUGAAAUGUCACUGUGUAUAGUGCAUUUUCUUUUGUUGGUAGAUCUAUAUUCAUUUAACUACAGUAAUUUUCUCUUGCAUGCACACUUCGUAACUAACUUUUAUGUGACAAGUCAAGAAAAACUCAUUGAAUAGUAGAAAUAGCUAAGCUAUCACCUGACAUUUAUAUUUAAUGGCACAAAUUGAGAGCCUUUUGACUUUUGCAUUAAUUCAGAUCUGUGUUGUGACAAGUUAAAUUAGCCUUUUUAUUGUAUAACGGAUGCACUGUAUUCUAUGAGGAUCUAUAUUGAAUAGAGUAUUAGUGUACUAGUCUGCCUCCUAGUUAUGUAAAGUAAAUUUAAUAAGCUUUCAUAAAUCAUACUUGACAAUGAGUUUUCCCUUAUGCCUACAGGUUGUUACUGGAGAAUUCCUAAGCAUCUCUUUAAUAACCCAUUUCCUUUUUCCCAACUUUUUCUUUCCUCCCCCCCAAAAAUAAAUAAAUAAAUAAAUGCUUUAGGAUUAUGUUAAAAGAAAUAAGCAUUCAGACAUUGAUCAAUAAACUUUUCAAUAAAUGAGUA